GACACACCAAGACAGUACGUAUUUUCGAAUACUCAAUUUCGGCCUGUUGUUGCUUCGCCGAAGAGAGCAAUCAGCUAUAAAUGUGUCGUGCUCUAUUCAUGAUUUGACAACUAAAAUUCACGGUAUUUCAUUAUGUCUAUGUUCACAAGAAGCAUUCCGAAAUUGAUCAACCAUACCAACCUUCAACACAUUCGAAAGAUGACUUUUACACCAGCAGCACAUAUCAAAUCCCUCGAUCACCUCGUCUUGACUGUCGCCUCCAUACCCCGCACAGCCCAAUGGUAUAAGGCGAAUCUUGGCAUGCAGGCAGAGCAAUUUGUCUCAAGUGCCACACCAGAUAUCACUCGUCAUUCGCUUCUUUUUGGUUCACAAAAAAUAAAUCUACAUGAACUCGGAAAGGAAUUUGAGCCCAAAGCUCAAAAUGUGAAAGAUGGAAGCGCAGAUUUGUGCUUUAUAACGGAUGACAAUGUUAAAGAUGUUCGCCAACGUCUAAUAGAUGCAGGUGUAGAGAUGGUUGAUCUAAGCCCAGAGAAAACUGACGAAGGCAUUGUGGUACGCACUGGUGCUCAAGGCAAGCUGAGAAGUGUCUAUUGUAGAGAUCCCGAUGGGAAUUUGAUCGAGAUCUCUAACUAUAUCUAAAACCCCUAUAAAAUAUUGAUGUGGAAAUUGAACCUUUCUUUCAAAACGGGUAUAUGGCGCCUUGUUACUUUUCCGACCAAAUCCUCAUGAAUCAUCAUUGUACAGUUUGUAUCCAAUACCUGACCAAAAACACUACGAAAAAACUCCACA
Molecule: messenger RNA, 789 nt
Organism: Botrytis cinerea B05.10
Lineage: Eukaryota; Fungi; Ascomycota; Leotiomycetes; Helotiales; Sclerotiniaceae
Exons: 3
Coding region: 133-639 (168 amino acids)
Source: RefSeq, a predicted model, not a curated record